Molecule: messenger RNA, 946 nt
Organism: Malurus melanocephalus (red-backed fairy wren)
Lineage: Eukaryota; Metazoa; Chordata; Aves; Passeriformes; Maluridae
Exons: 3
Coding region: 1-729 (242 amino acids)
Biological process (GO): response to interferon-alpha; response to interferon-beta; response to type II interferon
Cellular component (GO): plasma membrane
Source: RefSeq, a predicted model, not a curated record
AUGGCGGCUGCGCCCCCCCGCCUCCCACUCGCGGGGUGCAGGAGUCCCSUGGGGGCUGCAUUGCCCAGAUCCUCUCUUUUGGGUGCCGGGAUCGCCAGGAUCGGCCACUCAGCCCGGGRUCCACGGGCUGAGACCGUCCGCGACUCCAUGCACCGAUGUGCGGGCCGAUUCUCCCCUCCGCAGCCCAGGGGAGGAGCCUCCUCUGCCCUCACCGGAGGGGCGGCCUCUUUCCGCUGCAUCCUGAAUCUCGAAGAAACGAAACCAGCACCUCUGCRCCCCUCCCUCCGGUGCCUAYACCUCCCGGACCAYCACGCGUUCUGCCUGCGCCGCCGCCGGUGUCCCCGAGCCCGAGGGAUGCAGCCGUCGACGCACUCGUACGAGGUGCUGCCGGCGGGGGUGACCAUGGAGGAGCUGCCCCGGAGCACCACGGUGACGAUGGAGGAGCCGCCGCCGAAACCGCCCCGGGAUCACCUGGUGUGGUCCAUCUGCACCAUCCUGUACGGCAAUGUCUGCUGCCUCGGCCUUCUGGCGCUCGUCUUCUCCGUCAAGUCCAGGGACCGCAAAGUGCUGAGUGACAACAGCGGAGCGCUGAGCUACGGCUCCACGGCCAAGUACUUGAACAUCGCGGCCCUGGUGAUCAACAUCAUCAUCGUCAUCAUCGUCAUCAUCGUCGUCGUGGUCCUGAUUGUCGCCAGUGCCAAUGCCUCAUCGUACCGGUACCGGUACUAAGGCCCCACUUAGUCCGCUCCUUGCCCGCUGAUGCAUCCACCCACCCUCGACACCCGCACCCUCAGAACUGGGUGCACCCUCCGUGUGCCCCUCCCGACCCCRCUGUAGCCCACUCGCUGCUUUGCUCUGGGUCUGGAGCCCCAGCUGCCACAAAAAAAUCCCGAGACGUAGCACCUGUUUCAGAGAAAUCAUGCCCCAAAUAAAGAUUUCACUUUGU